AUGAUGCAAUGUCCGAUGAGCUUGCGACGAAGUUAUCUCGCCUGCACGAUGUCCGUGGACGAGCUUCUGAACGCGCCGGACGAGAACACAACUGCAGAAGAUCCCAUAUAUGCAGACUUCUGUGGAGUUGAAAACCUGGACGCGGUCGAUAUGGAGCGUAGUACAUGGACUGAGGAGGCCUUGAGCCAGAAGCAAUUAAAGAGCAUCUCAUGUGGAUCGCUAAGUUUCUCGUUCGUGCCGGCGCGACUGGAGUAUCCGAUGGAUCGGCUAUAUGGUCCGUAG
Phytophthora nicotianae INRA-310 is the source of this 282-nucleotide messenger RNA. RefSeq lists its product as hypothetical. The record is from RefSeq and is a predicted model, not a curated record. The transcript is spliced from 3 exons. Lineage: Eukaryota; Oomycota; Peronosporomycetes; Peronosporales; Peronosporaceae. The coding region runs from base 1 to 282 and encodes 93 amino acids.